Astyanax mexicanus (Mexican tetra) is the source of this 2395-nucleotide messenger RNA. Its product is annotated as proline-rich protein 5. The coding region runs from base 296 to 1645 and encodes 449 amino acids. The transcript is spliced from 9 exons. The record is from RefSeq and is a predicted model, not a curated record. Gene Ontology annotation, cellular component: TORC2 complex. Lineage: Eukaryota; Metazoa; Chordata; Actinopteri; Characiformes; Acestrorhamphidae. Gene Ontology annotation, biological process: TORC2 signaling.
UCUUUUGCUCUAAAUUCUCAGUAAUUCACCUUAAAAAGCACUUCCUGUAUUGGUCGAUGUGGAGCUGAAUUUGUACUUUGUUGGAGUGUGUGUGGCUAUAAGAGAGGGUUGUCUCGCGCAGGGGAAAUGGAGCCUUCCUCUUCGGCUCUCUCUCACUUCUCUGUGCUCCUAAAUCACGACACUGCUCGCUGAAGUGUGGAUGAGCCGGUGUGCGGCGCGUCAGACGAGGUCUGAGUGUGGCAGUAACGUCUGGAGUUGAGCUGUCUGCUCCGCUGGGGUUCUGGUUUUGGGGUGAAUGCCGCUUUGCUCUCUGUUCUCACAACAUCUGUCUGAACCUGUUCCUCUGAACGUAUCCAUGGAGCUGAGUUGCUAUGCACAGAUCCACUUCCUGGAGCUGAAGUUGAUGAGUUCUCCGAGCCUCAGCGAACUGGGCAAGAGUGAGAAGGCAGCCUUGGAGGAGAGAGGCACCCAGCAGCGCAGGGCGGGGGCCAACGCCACCUGGAACAGCAUCCACAAUGCAGUAAUCUCCGUGUUCCAGAAGAAAGACCUGGGAGAUAAUGAGCUGUACUCCCUAAAUGAAGGGGUCAGGCAGCUGCUGAAGACUGAGCUGGGCUCCUUCUUCACUGAGUACCUGCAGAACCAGCUCCUAACCAAGGGAAUGGUCAUACUGCGAGACAAAAUUCGCUUCUAUGAGGGUCAGAAAUUACUGGACUCUCUGGCUGAAACCUGGGACUUUUUCUUCUGUGAUGUGCUCACCAUGUUGCAAGCUAUAUUCUACCCAGUCCAGGGUAAGGAGCCCUCGGUGAGGCAGCUGGCUCUGCUGCAUUUCAGGAACAUCAUUACUCUAAAUCUAAAACUAGAGGAUGCUCUGUCACGGCCCCGUGCCCGAGUGCCCCCUUCUAUCAUACAGAUGCUGCUCAUACUGCAGGGAGUGCAUGAGUCUAGAGGAGUGACUGAGGACUACCUGAAGCUGGAGGCUCUGAUCCAGAAGGUCGUGUCUCCGUAUCUGGGCACUCAUGGUCUCUACACUGAUGAUGGCUCUGUGGCACAGUGCUCGUGUGUGCUGGAGAAACGGCUGAUGCGGCGCUGGCCCAAGCCCGGUGACCCACCUGCUAAAAACCCUGUGGUUCGUUCAAAGAGCUACAACAUCCCCAUGCUGACCCCUGUGGUGGAGUACGACACAGAGACAGCGUCAGUGGGCAGUGUGGGGGUCCGUCGUCACUCGGUGUGCGAGAUGACUUCCUGCCUGGAAGAGCCCGCCUUCUCCAGUGUGCCGUCCAGUCCUGAGACAGGCAUCGCCUCCCCGCUCUCCACCAGCCAGCCCAGCGCCUCCAUAGAGCAAGAGUCAGUCCUGUCCGCCUCCGCAGGGCAGAGAGAUAACAGCCCCCCGCCCGAGUCCCCCUCUAUCUGUCCCGAAUGUUCCCCAGGACCCUUUGAACCAAGCGGCCUGCGGGACUCGGGUUCCGACCCAGGCGAGGAGGAGGAGGCCUCGCUGCCCAGCGGCUCGUCCAGCCCAGAGACAAUAGUAGAUCAGAUCCUGGAGUCUCUGGACUCGGACGCAGAGGGAAUAUUCAUAGAGUUCCCCCGACGCUGCUCAGACUCCUCCACGUUCAGCAGAGAGAGCGAGCAGCAGAGCGUCGCCUGAAACUCCCAUUCCCACACAACCACAGCCUGAAAAACCAUUCCACAGCUGCUCCAGUUUUCAAAAACUUUUUAACACAAUCAAAGAGUUAAUGGGUUUAACAAAUGGGAUUUUAUUUACUUUUGUAGAUGCUUCCUGGAGAUUUCCAGUAAUUUGACAUUCCUUGUUCUUUUAUAUGCUGAACGUUUGAGGAGAAACACUCCACCAGAUCUGCUUAGCUAACCAAGUGGAACAAGGUACAAACUGACCUGACCUAUAUCUAUAUUUUAAAAGUUGGUUUUCUGGUAGAAAGUGAGGGAAAAGGCUUAGAUUAUAUUUUUAGGGAAUUCAUUUCUAAAGAAUUAUGGAUAAUAAAACAUAAACAUUUAAAAUAAUCAACAAAAACCUAAGAAAAUGUUAAUAUUUUACAGAAUCUUUGAUUUGUGUUCUCUCUGAAUUUUGUAAACUAUUUUGACAAUCACGGGUCCCUUUUAGAAUAAUAAAUUAAUAUAUUCUAAUUGUUACAAGCCUAUUUAUUUGUAUAAUUUUGUAUAAAACCAUGAAUAAUAAUAAUCAGGAUUAAAUACAGAUGUUAAAUUUGUUCUCAUGUUUUUGUACUGAUUCAUAAAUGUGUUGCACCUGUACGUUGGCUGACUGAGUGCCGGUUGGGGAGUUGGAGAAGUUUGAGUUUAGCUGAUUCUUGAGAAUAAUUAACGGGAGUGGUAACUGUGAUUAGUGUGGUUAAUGUUAACUUCAGUAAAGCAUUUAAACUCA